Molecule: messenger RNA, 813 nt
Organism: Manihot esculenta (cassava)
Lineage: Eukaryota; Viridiplantae; Streptophyta; Magnoliopsida; Malpighiales; Euphorbiaceae
Product: disease resistance protein Pik-1
Exons: 3
Coding region: 155-520 (121 amino acids)
Molecular function (GO): metal ion binding
Source: RefSeq, a predicted model, not a curated record
CUCUAUAAAUAGCUGGACUUACCACAGUCGAAGCCAACAAAACAUAAGCAAUUCACAUUCCCUGCUUCAUCAAUUCCCAUACCCAGAAAACAAACUACACUUUCUUUCUUUUUUUCUUUUUUGUCUGAAUACUUCACGACAAGAAGCCAACACUAUGAAGCAAAAGGUGGUGAUCAGAGUUCCCUUGAAUGGAGAAAAGUCUCGCUCUAAAGCCAUGAAGAUUGCAGUCAGCGUUUCAGGAGUCGAAUCAGCUGCUUUAGGAGGGCAAGACAAGAGCCAAAUAGAGGUGGUAGGAGAUGUCGACCCUGUAAAGCUAACAACUCAGCUGAGAAAGUGCGUUGGGCAAGCAGAGCUGCUGAGUGUAAGCGCUGUGGGAGAAAAGAAAGAAGAGAAAAAAGAAGAAGUAAAAGUGCAGCAAAUGGUGUGGCCUUAUGUGGGCAGCGUGCCUCAUCAUCAAUAUAUGUAUGAGGUUGUGCACCCAGUAGAGCAGUAUCAAGAUCCCUUCUGUUCCAUCAUGUAAUUGCAAAACACAGACACAGAGUUCCAAGUUUUCAGGUUCAUGUCUUAAGUGUACGGCUGCAGAAUUCAGAAAUGGGUGAUUGGGACCUCGGCUCGUGAGUGAUGGUCGUCUGAAAACCUUUUUUAUUGUACAAAUCCUGGAAAAGUUUUCCCAGCUGCAAUCUAUUUGGUCUCUUCUUCUUCAUAAAUUUCUGAUUGGUUUGCUGUAAAAUUUUAUCACAGUUAUAGUCGUCUUCUUCUUCUUCUUCUUUCUUUUCAUAUCAUCAAUAAAUUAAUUUGAGUUAUUUUAAGCUA